Molecule: messenger RNA, 1176 nt
Organism: Leptidea sinapis
Lineage: Eukaryota; Metazoa; Arthropoda; Insecta; Lepidoptera; Pieridae
Product: ecdysteroid-regulated 16 kDa protein-like
Exons: 3
Coding region: 93-557 (154 amino acids)
Biological process (GO): sterol transport
Molecular function (GO): sterol binding
Source: RefSeq, a predicted model, not a curated record
UCUGUAUUGUGAUUAUAGUCAAGAAAUGAACGUUUAAAGAGACCAUUUAAGCGGAGCUCGUGCAGUUUGAAUCUUGUCAAUCAGACAUAAACAUGUUUUCCCAGUGCUUAGUCGUGUGUUGUCUCUUGGGGAUCGCCGUUGCAAGCAACUUAAUAUCACAAUGUCCAGGACAAUCAAUACCAAACUUAAGCGAAAAUGUUCAACUGCAGCAGUGCAAGAAAUCUCCCUGCAAACUCAGGAAAGGCUCCACGCAGAAUAUCGUCAUAAGUUUUAUUCCAGAAAAGGACGUGGAUUCAGUCACGAACCACGUUGUCGCAAAUCUUUUAGGAAUUGAUUUACCUUUCAUCGGAGUUGACGGUCAAGAUGUCUGCGACAAAAUCACCACUACAGAUGGACAGAAGGCCUCGUGCCCCCUCAAAGCAGGAACCACAUAUACAUACAGGGAUUCUUUCCCAAUUUAUCAAGUAUAUCCGUCAAUCGAAGCAAAGGUACAUUGGUCCCUUAUCCAUAAUAAAAAAGAUAUUGUUUGCUUUGAGGUGCCAAUAAAAAUUGUAUAAUUAUUCAUGUUUUAAAAACUAUCAACUCAAUUAUUAAAAAAUAUUACAUGCUUGCUUGGUAAACGACGACAAUAAUCUGGUAUACACAAGUAGGUAGGUAACUCUAUUUUGUUUAAAAUUAGCUUAUUAUGAGAUUUUCUGUUAAAGAUAAACCAAGUACCAAGUGUUCUAGAGUCUGAAUAUGGAUAAAAGGAAGGAAACUGGUUGGUUCUAUUAUACAAUUUUUGACCAUUCAAAGUUAUCUUGAAUAGUUUUAUUUAUACGUCCAGCUUACUUCCUAUCCACGCUGAAAUCUAUGAUAGUUUAUUUAUGCUUUUUAGCUAUGUGCUAUUGUAAAAGUUGAGUUAUCUACCUACCCUCAUUAUAUUAUGUAAUAAGUCACAUUGUACAUCAUACCCUUCAUGUUAUCUCGUAUUGGAUAGAAAAAAUUAAAAUAAACCCUUAACAAAUAAACUGUCUAAACUUUUUGUGUGGGUAUCUCAAUUUGUGAUGUAAUAUAUUUUAAUAAAUAUUGUUAUUUAUAAAAUUUUGGGUAAAAAGCUAACAAAAUUUUUUAUUUUUAUACUUUUACCUUAGAAAGAUCUAUAAGGUUAUUUAAAUAAAGAAUACCUAAACAAAA